GUAUGCGUGGGACGUUGUACGCGCGAUCUCUCGUAGAACCGGGAUUCGCCGGCGCUGGUCCCCACGAAAAAUGCAGCGUUCGCGACGAGCGAGCACGCACGACGAGACGUCACGAGGACGACGAGGUGCGUUAGAGGACGACGCGCGACGUCGACGACGGCGAGGCCCGGCCGUCGAUCGGCAGCAGGAGGGAGCGUUCUGUGUGGAAACGCGCGUUCUUCUCUAAACGCGCGCGCGCGUGUGCUCCGCGCGCGUACGGGCGGAUUCCGCGCAUACCAAAGCCGCUGGUCCCCGGUUUCCCCGCGAGCGGUGGCGGCGGCGGCGAACGGCUACACAGCGCAGUGCGGCGCGGCGCGGCGGCGGUGGCGGCAGCGUGUCCGGAUCGAGAGAGUGAUUUUUGCGAUCGCCGCUCUCGUCAAUGACACGCGCGGAAUGCGCUGAGCGAGCGCGCGAUCCCACGCUGCGCUAUACGCGCCGACAUUGUUACACGCGUAUAUACAGGAGGACCGGAGAGUGCAUUGAUGAAAGUGAAAUAAAAAAAAGACUGCCAGACAUUCCAAAUGGGCGAUAAAAGCCCAUUAUGGCCCAGUGUCAUCAGUCGCAACAUCAGCACGAAUUUUUGCCCCUGUGCGACGUACUGUUCAACAUUAUUUCGUUAGCAUCAUACUUCUGCGAUGUUGUAUUCGACCUUGCGAUGGUCUACGCCCUUGCCCAUCAAGCAAUAGCACCGCCCGUAUUGUUUCCGCUGAGCGUCACUCUCAUAGCGACUUCUCUGCUGAUUUCUCAAAUCAUUAGCUUAAGAUGGUAUCUCUGGGGAGCUAGAGGCAAAUUGACAAACAACAACGCGCCGGAUGAGUGUGAUGCGAGUCCAGUUAAAAAAAUAGGCAACUGGACGGUAGGCUGUGUUCUGCUACUCCAUUCUACCCAAGUCGGCGUACUAUGGAGAUACUUCAAGUUAUUUAUCCCAGUCAACUUAACUUAUGUAAAACACGAGGUACGGGAGCUCUGCGUAUUACGACUGAUACACGCGUUCUGUGAGGCCGCACCGAUGCUACUUCUGCAGCUGUAUCUGCUGUUCAUCGGCGUUACCGAUGACGGUGAGACGACAGAUGCUGGGAAACCAAAGGACAGCGACGGCAAGGACGGCAGUAAAUUAGCCAAGCUGACGGCGGUGUCGGCGGGACUCUCGUUGUGGAGCGUGUGUUGGGCGGUGGCGAGUUUCAGUAAGGGUGCCGCGCGUCUGCGAAAUCUUGAACGCUUAGUGCUAACAUGGUUGGGAGUGCUGGCGCAAUUAGCCUGGCGGCUCGGGACAGUGAGUGCUCGCGUCGGAGCGCUGGUCGUGUACGCUUCGCUGUACGGCGGACAGUGGCUGCUGAUCGUGAUGGCCCUGCACUGGCUGUCCAUGCUGACGUGGUUGCUGCUGACGCCGGACGGACUAUUUCACGGUGGCGAGCGUCUUCCUCUGGUCAGGAAGACAUUCCUCGCCUCCCUGCUCGCUUUUGUGUAUAUAUUUGCGUAUGUUAAUCUACACGAGACGAAUCAUCGUCAGAAAAUGGUAAUAUUUUACACCGUGAUGUUUCUGGAGAACAGCCUGCUCAUCGGGGUGUGGGUGGCAGGUGUUAAUCGUACCGAUCUGUUGCCCCACCAGCAUCAUCUGCAUCCGGUCACUCUGGUGCUCAUUCUCCUGGCUCUGUUCUUUGGUGGCAUGUUCUUCAUGGGUCUCUAUUACAGAUUUUUUCACGUAAGAAGACUGAGGUACGAAGCUGGCGGAAGGAUGACCGGCUCGAAUCUCACAACAUUAACAAAUCAGGACAAUGCGGAAGAGAAACAGAUAGAUUACAACGAAGAGAAGAAGAUCAACAUUAGCAUCGGCAUGAGGAAAGUCAAGCUGAGUAAUGGCGGUAUACCGGGCGUGUUCAAUUGCCGUUUCGCGAACCCGACAGCCGCGAAUCCGAAUCGUAAGAAAAAGAAGCCGACGACUUUCGUGCCGCCGCCGCCGCCGCAGUCGCAAACGGGCACGGUGCUCGGUUCCGUGACGACGGUGGGAGAUUCGAAGCAGUGGCUCAACGUCGCCAAUGGCUCCCGGCAGUUGAUCCCGUUCUGGAAGAAGCCCAUAUCUUCCUCCAACGCGCAGAACGACAACUCCAACGAGCGGAAGGACGAAUCCGAUAUGGCGGUGGCCGGCGGCGGCUCGUUGAACGUCACACUGAUACGGGAGAAACUGAAGGAGAAGAAGCAGCAGCAGUUGCGCGAAUUACGGGCAAUCCAGGAGGAGAUCAAGGAGGGCAAAUUAUUCCCUCCACCGUCCGCCAACACGUCCUCCUUCUCGACCUCGCCCUCGGCCUCCAAUCAGCAACCACCGCCGAACACGAAGCUGCACACGUCUCCGAGCUCGCCGUUGUUCACGUCUCCGCCGUCGUUCUCCGAGCAAAAUGGCGGCGGCGUGUUGUCGUCCUGGCCGCCCGUGAAGAUGCACUGUCUCCUACCCCCGCCGCCCUCCUCCCCGUAUUACCACAACCCGCAUCCCUCGAAUGCGUGGAGGGCGGCGCCGCAAAGAGAGCGAGCGGACACGCCGGAGAUACUGCUGGCGCCGCGGUGCCUCCCGCAUCAUUAUUCUCACUGGUCGCCGCCCGGACAUCUUAGUCACAGACUGCACACGAAUCAAAACGGCGCCGAGGAAAGUUCCAAGGGCGAAGGCGAGGGAGAAGCGGAAAUUAGCGACAUGGAAGGCAGCCAGGUGUCGUUACCCAGAAGUUACACGCUUCCCCGAGAGUUCAAGUAUAAUCAUCCUAACAAUGUCGCGAGGGAACGAGAACGUCGCGUGGGAAACAACAAAGUGCCGCCGUCGCGUUUCUACUUGCCGUCCACCAAUAGUUCCGACGGCGAUGUGGACAGCGCCGACAACGAGGACGAGACGGAUUCCGAGGCGCAAAUUCGAACGAAGGUUAACCAUCACGGCCACAAUCACGACGAGGUCCUGCAAAGGCGCCACGUGUACGAGAACAACGAGGGGAACGGCCCUGCCGAUUGCAAUACUCAGUGCGGCGCGUCCAGCGUCAUGCUUAACAAUUGUUAUCCAAAUAAUUCGCACGGUGCCUUACGAUCGAAUCAGUUGUUCAGAACCCGCGUGAAGCACGAAACGAAACUUUGAGUCGCGUCGCCGCGUAAUCCGCAACUGUUGAUUCCUGCGACGCGCGUGUUCGGUGCACGGGAACUCCUCUCGGGAACCAAUCCGUCCAUUUGAAUGUUAACGGCAUAUAGCCCGUUAACUUUGCAAAAUAAAUAUAUCCUCCAACGUGGUAUACUUAAUUGUAUUUUAUAUGAUACGCCGACAUAUUGGUAUAUAUAUUUUUCUUUUCUCCGCAAGAGUUUUGACACGUAUUACUAUCGCGAUAUCGUAGAGUUUCGUUAAAUUUCAUCGUGGCGUUCCGCAUGUGAAACGCUGUGCAAACGCAGAAUCACAACGAAUAGGAUAUUUUCACGUGCAUUUGAAGGAAGGACAGAGUGGAUAGAGUGAACGAAUAAUAAGUGCCUUAAUUAAAAUCAAUAUCGCGAAUGUUUUAUACAUAAAGUUACCUGAAUAUACCAGAAAUCGAGAAUCGUACACUCCUUCAUACGUAUUCACAAAGGACAUGCGUAACGAUAAAUUAGUUGUAACGAAUUUAAGGUAUUUUACGCUAUUUAAAGAGAUAUAUUCA
Molecule: messenger RNA, 3698 nt
Organism: Dinoponera quadriceps
Lineage: Eukaryota; Metazoa; Arthropoda; Insecta; Hymenoptera; Formicidae
Exons: 10
Coding region: 581-3151 (856 amino acids)
Biological process (GO): phosphatidylserine exposure on apoptotic cell surface; engulfment of apoptotic cell; apoptotic process involved in development
Cellular component (GO): plasma membrane
Source: RefSeq, a predicted model, not a curated record